This is a messenger RNA of Gongylonema pulchrum, 345 nucleotides long. The record is from the annotation of a GenBank genome assembly. NCBI's taxonomy places the organism in Eukaryota, Metazoa, Nematoda, Chromadorea, Rhabditida, Gongylonematidae.
CUGAACAUCUUCAUCAUCAGAGUGUUGGGCAUGUCCACCAGAGGCAUGAAGCAUCUGCAGUUCCACAGUCGGCAUCAUCCAAAAACUGGCGAAGAAGAGAGUGUGCUGCAGCUUUCGGCCAGUGAUGUCCAUCUUGGUAAAGUAAUCGCGAAAAGUGGCAUGGUUUACGGAAGCGCAGGGAAAGACUUGGUCAUUGAAGGCUCACGGGUAGCAGUUCUCUUGAGAGAUGCUGUGCGCAAUGUUUUCCGCCCUUAUUUUAGUGCCCAGCAUCCUGUAUUUCGCGUUGAUCGAAGGAUAAAGAAAAUUUCUACAGCACAAAUUGUCACUAAUAAGGUAGGUGUCUGA